This is a messenger RNA of Mercenaria mercenaria, 5563 nucleotides long. RefSeq lists its product as uncharacterized. The coding region runs from base 1 to 1035 and encodes 344 amino acids. Gene Ontology annotation, cellular component: nucleus. The transcript has 3 exons. NCBI's taxonomy places the organism in Eukaryota, Metazoa, Mollusca, Bivalvia, Venerida, Veneridae. The record is from RefSeq and is a predicted model, not a curated record. Gene Ontology annotation, biological process: regulation of exit from mitosis.
AUGUUACGUUUAUUAUUAUUUAUACAAAUUCCAUUUUCGUUUGCACAAAUUAAACGUGAAGUAACCCAAAAGGUUACAAAUGCAAAUGAGAAGGGGGUUCCUUUGAUCAGUCGUCUAGAGAUGAAGAAAGCUGUUGAUCUUGUAAACAAACUAGAAGAAACCAAACAGAAAGUUUGCCAGGCAUUCGAUAUAUGUCCGGAAAUUCACAAAGUUGCUGUUGCCAUCGGUGCCACAGCUGUGUCACCAAAAGAAAUUUUUGUGAUUCAGUUACCUCCCUUAAAUCCAGAUGCAGAUAAUUUAUCAGGCAAGGCUUGUGUGAAAUCUUUGUUCAGGCAGUUAAUUAUGCAGGAUCCAUUAGCUGAUGUUAAACAGAUCUCACCGACAAAUAUUUCGUUAUUAUUGUAUGCGCCAAGGAAAUCCAAGUUGCCUUGGUUUUAUCCAAAACCAACCUACAAGCUCCCUGUAAGAGGCAAGCAGUUUGAAUUCUGUCUUCAGAGCAAAUGUGGACAGGGAUCACACGAUCUAUCAACAAACUUUUCUAUAGUGGAAUUGUCCGGUUUUGAACCUUUCGACUCAUUUAUCGAUGAAUGUGAAGAAAUAUCUGGUAGUGUAGACACCACUUCACAUUCCAGCGAAGGUUCUGUGACUGCAGACUAUGUUUGCAUUGACUCCGAUCAUGAUCUUGAAAUAGUUAACAGCACUGAUGUUAAGGACAACUCACCUAAUGUGACACCACAGUUUGGUAAUUCAGGUUAUAAUACAGAUCAAUCAGCAAAUACGACGCCAAAAUACUGUGCCAGUCUCAUUGAGUCUGAUACAAGAGAUAACAAAAAAUUGAGAACGUCAAGUUCCACCAGCUCUAUACUUUCCCAAACCAGUGUGAUGUCAAAGGAAUCAGAAAAUUCGGUGACUAAAAGUAAAAAACAUUGCUCAGUGAUGACCGAGGAAGAUACGGGUGUGUUCUCUCUGACUGACACGGAGUUUAUAUGGUUUCAGUCUCCAUUGUUGAUAAAAGGAUAUAGAUGUAAAACAUAGCACUCACAUUUAGAGGUUUUCAGUUACUUGUAAUGAAAUAAGUACAUUGUAGUUAAUUUAUUUAAGUCCUUGUUAAAUCUUAGCAUUUACAAAACGAUAAUUAUUUAAAAGUAAGAGCUUUUUAUUUAUAAUGUACUGGAAUCUAUUUGCAUUUUCCUAACUAUUUUUAAAGUUCAUUCCUCUGGUUAAUAAACUGUUAAGGGCUCUGGCCUCUAGAUUGUACAACAACUAAAAAAGAGAGAAAAGACAGUUGUCAGUACUAUAUUUCUUAAGAAAACUUUGAAAUUUAAUUGCUGACAGACUAUAUGUUACGGAAACACGUGAGAAUUAGUUGUUUUUACUACUUUUUUACACUGAAAGUUGAAAAGCGUUUGUAAGGCUUUACUUUUAUUCAACAGCUGUUGUUUAUCACGUUUGUAAAAUCCUUGGAAACAUACUUUUUCUUUUUUCAAUCCAGAGACUCUUAGAAGAAUAAGACUGUAUAUAAAACAGUGCUUCAAAGAAAAAUACUAUUUAUGUUCAGUGAUGCUUUAUAGUAUAAAUAUAUCUUGUUUACAAAUAAUAAUUCAUACACAAAAGUUUGAUAUAUCUUUUUUACAAAUAAUGCUUCAUACACAAAUGUUUUAUAUGCACAAAUUCAAUAGAAUAAAAUAUGCAGAUAUAUGAAAUUACUUCUUGUGAUAGAAAAAUGUACAUUUUUUGCAAAAUAAUUAGGGAUGGGAAUGAAUACUGAAAUCAAUAUAAUCAAAUAUUCGGCUUGUUUUAAUGGAAGCUUUAAAUUCUUAUUAAGUGACUGGCAUAUACACAUUAUAUUCCAUUGUAUAAAACGUGAAUCAUCGUACGUUAUAAGGCCUAAAAAUGUUGUUUCGGGUAACCUGACACUACCUAGUUGAACCCACCAACCCUAGCGUUUAAUUCACAAUUCUGUCAGUAUAAUCAUGAAUAUAUUUAACAAAUUCAGUGGCUUAGCUUCAAAAUGAUACAAAAAAACAUUCAAAUCGAUUAUAAUUUAGACCAUCGCAACUUUAUCUAAAGAUAGUAGGUUGUCCAUUUAACGUGUCACGCUGUUGUAUUACCGCCAUUUUAAAAAAUUUCAGUUGGCGUGUAAAAAGCCGAUAAAGUUAUCGAAAGAAGACUUAAACCUCCUUCAACAUGAUCUUAUGCAUCAAUCAUAUAUUAUUUCUUGAUUUGAUUUUAUUAUAAACUACCUCAAAAUUUAUUUCAGUUAUGGCCGAUUUCCCCGGCGCUGUGGAUGAAAAACGAUUCUGUGGACGGUCUGAAAUGUCACACAAAAUAUUGUAAAAAGAUCGCCAAAAUCUACAAGUUUGGUAUUGUUUUCGAAAAAAUAAUAAUUCUAAAAUCUGUUACAUAAAACCGGCACCAAUAAAAAUGAACAAAAGAUGAAAAGGCAUGACAUUUACGCUUGUUGCAAGCUGUUAAUCCGUAAUGAUGACCCCUUCCAAUGCAAUACAAUGUUCUUGUUAAUUGGACAAUUUUUGACAUGUAUCACAUAUACGCCUAUUGCAAACUGUUAAUCUGUAGCGGUGGCCCCUGCCAAUUAUGCAUUACAAUUUUCUUGCUAAUUGGACAUCUUUUGAUACGUGAUAAACAAACAAGGCAGAACAAACAGUUUUAUUCAGCAGAUUUAGCAGGCUGAUGUUGCCCAAAAUCAGCGAUACUUAUUUUGAAAAAAAAAAAAAUAUCCACUAAUUUACGUAUUAAAGAAUUUGAUUUUCAUAUUUGAAUAUUCGGCCGAUUUUCAAUAUUCUUUCCCAUCCCUAAAAAAAUGUUUCAAAGAAAAAUACAUCAUAAAAUAAAAGAUACCUUCUUUACAAAAUAUUGGUAUCGUACCACAAUAUUUCAUAUGUAUAACAUUUCAUAUGUUAUUUGUUAAUAUCCCUAAACUUUUCAUUUCUUGCUAAUGCAACUCAAAUUAAUUCUUAACUUAUUGGCAAUGUUCAUUGCAUUUAAAGGUAGCUAAAUAUGUUAUUACAAUAAGUUAUUAUGCCCCCCUUCGAAGAAGGAGGGGUAUAUUGUUUUGCAGAUGUCGGUAUGUCUGUCGGUCGGUCGGUCGGUCUGUCUGUCGGUCGGUCGGUAUGUAGACCAAUCCGUUUCCGGAUGAUAACUCAAGAACGCUUGGGCCUAGGAUCAUGAAAGUUGACAGGAAGGUUGGUCAUCACCUGCAGAUGACCCCUAUUGAUUUUGAGAUCUGUAUGUCAAAGGUCAAGGUCACAGUGACCCUAAACAGUUAAAAAGUUUCCGGAUGAUAACUCAAGAACUCUUGGGCCUAGGAUCAUGAAAGUUGAUAAGGAGAUUGAUCAUGAUCAGCAGAUGGCCCCUAUUGAUUUUGAGGUCAGUAUGUCAAAGUUCAAGGUCACAGUGACCCUGAACAGUUAAACGGUUUCCGGAUGAUAACUCAAGAUUGCUUGGGCCUAGGAUCGUGAAAGUUGAUAGGGAGGUUGGUCAUGACCAGCAGAUGACCCCUAUUGAUUCUGAGGUCAGUAGGUCGAAGUUCAAGGUAAUAGUGACCAGGAACAGUAAAACAGUUUCCGGGCAAUAACUGAAGAACGCUUGGGCCUAGGAUCAGGAAAAUUGAUUAGGAGAUUGAUCAUGACCAGAAGAUGACCCCUAUUGAUUUUGAGGUCAUUUGGUCAAAGUUCAAGGUCAGACUGGCUAGGAACAGUUAAACGGUUUCUGGACGAUAACUUGAGAACGCUUGGGCCAAGGGUCAUGAAAGAUGAUAGAGAGGUUCAUCAUGACCAGCAGAUGACCCCUAUUGAUUUUAACGUCAGUAGGGCAAAGGUCAAGGUUACAGUGACCCAGAACAUUUUAACCAUUUCCUGACAAUAACUUGAGAAAGCUUUGGCCUAGGAUCAUGAAACUUGAUAGGGAGGUUGGUCAUGACCUGUAGAUGACCCCUAUAGAUUUUGAGAUCUGUAGGCUAAAGAUCAAGGUCACAUUGACCCAGAACAGUUAAACCCUUUCCAGACGAUACCUUAAGAACGCUUGGGCCUAGGAUCACUAAACUUAAUAGGGAGGUUGAUCAUGACCAGCAGAUGACCCCUUUUGAUUUUGAGGUCAAUAGGUCAAAGGUCAAUGUCACAUUGAACCAGAACAGUAGAACUUUUGUUUACAGUGAGCAAAUAAUUUCUGUUCCUUGUGCAAUUUCUGAAUGCAUCAAGGGGGGCAUUUCGUGUUCGACGAGCUCUUGUUAAACUUGUGUCUAUUGCCAAAAUUUGAAAAUUCUUGUGGACUUAUUCAUCACAUUGUAUAUCGAAGUUGGCAGUUGUCAGCAUUUACAGUUACUACUAUGUAAAUUGGAAGACAAGAAUGUUUUGUGACAAAUUAUGCAUCUGCCCAGGGUAAAUGUUGAAAAAUAAGAUACUGUUUGUGGUUGUAUUAUUACAAAAAAGUUAUCUGGGUACAAAACUUAUUAUGAUUAUAAUUUCCCUGAGCAAGUAGAACUAGGUCAGCUGAAGUAGAUAUCAGUAAAACACUGAUCCCUCAAUCCACAGAAGUCUGAUAUUCUAUCAAUAAAACUCUAGAAGCUAGUCCAUCCUUAAAAAAAAGGUACCCACUAUAUUUUAUAUAUAGUGGUAGGGUACUUUCUUAAAGAUAGACUUCUGGAGUCAUAUUGAUAAAAUUUCAGACUCCAGGACCUGUGCUUAAUCACAAGGGGGUGAGCAAAAUUCUACUUAUCCAGGGUUUCGAGCAGGCCAUACAUUGAGCAUGUUAGGAACUUAACCGUGCUUGAGUCAGCCUGUUUACUCAAGCCAUUGAUGCCCGAACGGGUGGUGUGUCACUAUAGUAUAACAAAAUGCAUGGUGUUUGUUGUAAAUAUUUUGUAUAAUUUAUUUAUCAUAAUAUACUCUUGUACCUAGAAUUUGUGUGUCAAGAUGAAGACAUGUACACUUUAGAGAUUGAUUGCUAAUAUAUUUUGUAAAAUGAAAUAUUUUUAUUGUAAAUUUUGCAUAGUAAGACAGUUGUUUCUUAGAAUCUGAUACAGAAGGUUCUUUCAAAGUACUAAGUAUGACUUUGACUUUCUUUAAUGUAUCUAGUACAUUAAACAGUAAAUACCAGCAUUCUGUACAUACAAUGUGCAUUUUAUAACUAAUUACAUACAUGUACAAAAGUACAAAUUACACUAGCGCCCUAAGCCUGCGCGCUUAGUCCAGUAGGGAAAGUGCUGAUCUAUAGAUCGCAGGGCGGUGAGAUGGAUCCCCAUGUGGGGCAUACACUCUCUGUGACGAUUUGAUAAAAAUUAUUGUACUGAUAUCAUUCGUCCUCCACCUCUGAUUCAUGCAGGGAAGUUAGCAGAUACUGCCCUUUAUUUCAGGACUAAUUUCUACAACAUUUUGUGUAAUGCACUACUAUGAAAGUGAGCACUGCAUGUUGAAUAAGAAGAAAUAUGAUUUACUUAAAGUAAAGUCUGAUCAGUACACUUUUAUAUUAUAUUUAUAUGUGAACAUUAGUCAGCAUCAUUUUGAAAUAACAAUUUUUUAAUAUGAAAUAAAGGUGGUAAGAUUUC